UUAAACGUUCGUAUUGAUAUUCUCUAAAUUUGGCAACUUCAAUGGUCGCUCGAAGCAUGAAACCAACUCUCCGAGCUAUUCACCAAAACCAGCCUAAACCAGCAUCUACGUGCGCGUACUGUCUCCACGUGCUAUGCAAAACGUUGUUGUGCGUGUUUCUUGUGGCUCGUCAGAGCGACGCUGUUUCAGCGACGACAGCGGGACGCACGACGUUGACGAAGAUGAUUGCGCGAGAUCUGAACGGUGGUUCGAGCAUCGGGUACGCGUACAAUCAGCAACAGGGUCUUCCGGUUUACUACGUGCGGUACACCAAUCACGGAAGUGGACGUUACUAUCAUGCACCGGCCGUGCAGUACGUCGCUACACCUGUUGCGCCCGCUGUUCCUGCAACAACGUUCCUACACCCCUACGUAACCGCGCUGGAUGUUCCGCGCCCCAGCCACCAAGGAACUGCCAAUUACCGUAACGAGCAAUCGUUGGAACAGCCGGUUGCGCUUCCCGUCUCGCAUCACGUUGACGAGGGCAGCGAGAAGGAAGAAACUACGCGGCAAGAGAGCGUUGAAGAGGACCGCGAUAACGAGGAGAGUAAGGAGGACGAAGAGGAUGAAGAGAGCGAUCACGCAGACGGUGUCGGGGAUGAAGACAUUCACGGCGAGUCUCACGCUGGUUCGGUGGAGACGUUUGAGCAUGGUCGCGAGGGAGUUGGUGAAUUCACUCCAAGGGGUAACGGUGGUUUGGCGGAGGAAGGGGGAGGAGAGAAGAACGCGAAUGAAGAGUAUUCGGAGGAUGGGACGAAGGGAGAGAAGAAAUAUGAGAAGGAGGGAGAGUCGAGUGAAACGGAGGCUGGUAGCGACGACAGCGAACACGAGGAAGGAUACUACGAGAACAACGGCGAACACGCGAAAGGACACGCUGCCCAAGUUGAAAAGCACGGUUCCUACGAUGAGGCGGAGAAAUUCAAAGAUGUCGGUAGUUACGGACACUCGUCGUACCACAAGAAGGGGCAUAGAACUAAUGGUUACCACAAUGUCUUUCACAAGGACGAGUACAAGAAGGAGACGGACUUCUACGGCGAUGACCAUAAGAAAGGUCAUUUCGAGGAGUACGAGGAAUUCGACAAAGGUGACAAGAGCGACGAGGCUGAUUUCAAGAAAGGCGGUAGCCAUUCCUCCGGUCACGAUUAUCAAGAUCGAGGAAAGAAAGGGAGAUACGAUAAGGGACGUCGUGACAACCAGGAUCAAGGUCAUCGGGCUGAAAAAGGCGAGGAAUCGUAUUAUUCGAGCCACGUGGAUCACAGCGUCGAAGAAGAUUCGAAGUCGAACAGAGCGCACAAAUUUCGCAAAGGAGAUUAUUGAAACGUUUUAUUGUUUAUUGUACUUUGCAAGCCAUGAUUUUCUAAGCUACGUCAGUGUUUUAUCUAUACUGCGUUGCAUAAUAUAAAUAUAAUUGUCGAACGAAUAAAUCCCAAUGGGACAAAGUUCUACAAUUAAAUCUACAAUUAAUGAGUUGUAAAUUUGCCAGUUUUUGUUGGCGUUGUUGUUUGAUAAAUUCGAUCGAAUCCGUUCAUACAAUGAUUCCCGCUUCAGUUUACACGAACUUUUUCAAAACUGAUUUAUACGAAUUCAUAUUUUUAUAUGUACGAUUGAAAAAAUAGAAAU
This is a messenger RNA of Frieseomelitta varia, 1658 nucleotides long. Its product is annotated as bone sialoprotein 2-like. NCBI's taxonomy places the organism in Eukaryota, Metazoa, Arthropoda, Insecta, Hymenoptera, Apidae. The coding region runs from base 42 to 1355 and encodes 437 amino acids. The record is from RefSeq and is a predicted model, not a curated record. The transcript has 2 exons.